Messenger RNA from Lecanosticta acicola, 1779 nucleotides. The record is from the annotation of a GenBank genome assembly. NCBI's taxonomy places the organism in Eukaryota, Fungi, Ascomycota, Dothideomycetes, Mycosphaerellales, Mycosphaerellaceae.
AUGGUCGGUACGCGCACCUCACAACCCAACGUCGACCUCCAGAACCUCGGCCUCGUGCAACAUGCGUCGAAAGAGGUGCGCAUGCUGAACGUCGACGGUACCAACGUCAUGCUCGGCGAGGCUCCCAAAGCCCACAUGGGUCGAACUUACAACUGGCGCGGCGCCGUCUACCUGAUUGCGCAUAACACCCCACGAGAAUGGAUCAAUGCGCACCCACAGCGACAGCGGCGGAAAGGCAAGCACGAGAGCGACGAUCUGGGACCUUUGAAGAGGAAGCGCAAGAGCACCGGUGAACUCGAUGGCAGGCCGCCCGCGCAGGACGCGGACGCUGCGGACGAGGUCAUCGAGGUCACUGAUGCUGAGGGCCGAGAGCGAGCAAAGAAGCGUGUCCGUAAGAGCAUGCCCAACAUGAACGUGCGCUCGGAGCGCAGAAAGUCCACGAACACGACCAAGCCAGCAACUACCCCGAAACUAUCAUCUACCACCAAAGCGACCGCCUCCACACCACAGCGGAACCGAAGACAGUCGGAGGGCGAGCGAGCUCAGUCAAGUCAGACGCAAUCACACACUCGUGAUGAGACCCCGCCCCUCCAGCAGCGGGAUGGCGGAGACAGCAUUGCGCGACCAGAACCCGAAGACGAUCUCGACCCGCCCCUCGACUUUGAGAAAGACAUGGCUGGAGUCAAAGAAGCAAGAGAGAUGGCGAUUCGUGCUGGAUACGAGCAGCACAUGCUGGCGGAGGAGGAGGUCCUUCCACGAGAAGCGCAGGAGCCGAAGAAUGGGACUGUAGGAUACCAGGUCUUGCUCCUCGUCGUUGAGCUAGCCAAGACGAAUAGACGCAUUGACAGACUGGGAAAGAUUUACGAGAAGAUGAGGAACAGCGGUGCCUACAGUGGCAUCAUGAAGAAGCGCAAGGCGAAGCGGAUCAUCAGACAGAGCGUUGAGGGACGACUUACGCCACCUUCCGAAGAAGGGGAGGCGCAGGGCGACGAAGAGACUUCAGCGGCAAACUUUCCUGUGGAUAAUGGCGUGGACGAGCUGUCUGCAGACUUUAUGGAUCAAGUUCAACAGUAUAGUCGACAGGGCGAAUUGGAGGAGCAAGAUCGCAACAUCCUGGAGCUGCUGAAGCGCCAACUACAGAACACCACCGAGGAGCAGGAUGAGGAGGCUGCGGAGGAUGAAGAGCAGGAAUUGUCACAAGAUCAAGGUACUCAAGGAUUUGAAGCAGCACACGCGGAGGAUCGCGAGCCACCGCCAGUUGCUGAGCAGGGCCAGGAACCGGAACCGGAUACCGCCACCGACUCCUCUGGUUCCUACAAGCGCUGGGGAUACGAAUCCACCACCACCCCAGGCGCCCUCGACUCUCCCAACGCGCAGGCCUCCGCUUCUUCUCACACUACACCAUCAGUCCAGGCAGAAGGUCAAGAGCAGGAAGACGAGGAUGAGACAUCAUACGGAAACCGACAGACCAAAUCGCCCCAAGUGCAGAUCAUCUCGUCGAAGAAGCGCGCAAGCGCGCCCACGAUUCCGGCUCACGACCGUGGUGGCAAGCGUUUGCGCUGGUCUCUGGGUGCUGAAGGCUUCCACUACUCGAACAACGGCUCCAAGCCGAAGGUUCCCCUGGAAGAGCGACUGCGUGAUCCGGAGAGAGCGGAGCACAUGAUCUUCCGCGGCAGAAUGCAGGGCGAGAGCCAUCAGGCGCGGCGGAGGCGGAUCAAGCGCGAGAUGAACAUCUUGAAGAGCAUGCCAGUGGUGGACGAGGCCGAAGCGAGACGAUGA